CUCGAUAUCGCCGUGAUAGGUGCAGGCAUUUCUGGACUCUCGGCUGCCAUAUGUCUGCGACGAGCUGGCCACCAUGUGACGCUGUACGAACGAAGCGAGUUCAAGAAUGAAGUGGGCGCAGCAAUUAAUAUGCCUCCUCACGCCACACGACUACUUCGAGAAUGGGGCGUAGCUGGCCAAAACCCCUCCGAAAAGACGGGACCAUAUCUCGACAAUGCUUGCGGGAGCUUGCUCCAUGGCACUCGCAGACUGGAUUCGGCUACCGCAGAACUUCUCCACAGCUCCAGCUUUGAUGGAGACGAAUACCGUUAUGGCGCUCCAUUUGUGUCAUACCAUCGUGCAGAUCUCCACUUAGGCCUCCGAAUGGCAGCUGCGAACAUUGGCGCAAAGACCGUGCUUGGAAAGAUGGCCGUGAAAAUUGACUGCGAAAAGGGCCAGUUCACAGUCGUUGAUCCUCACAGCCGGACUGGAAAAGAAGUCAUCCAAAAAGACCUGCUCAUCCUCGCCGAUGGCGUCAACAGCUUAUUUGUGGAACAUGUGACCGGAUCCCCAAAUCCCCUCCAUGAAACAGGACGCAGCGCCUAUCGCAGCCUGAUACCCAUGGGCAGGCUCCUCUCUGACCCGGAAGCCCGUUCCCUAUUCACUUCAGGUGGGGAGCGCGGCAUCACAGGCUCUUUCAACGCGCAGACCGGCGUCUUCCUAAUUGCAUACCCCUGUCGCAAAGGCGAAGAGAUGAACAUCGCGAUAUUUCAUCAAAUGCUACCUGGAGAGCGUCGAACCUACGACUGGGACUUUCCAGCGACAAUCGACCACGCCCUGGCUUCCAUAGAAGGUUUCCACCCAGCCUUCAAAGCCCUGAUCCGCUGCGCCGAAGACAUGAAAGUCUACACAAUCCUCGCCCGAGACCCGGCAAAGCGCUACGUAAACCACCGCGCCAUCAUGAUCGGAGACGCCGCACAUCCCAUGCUCCCAGCCCUAGCCGGAGGCGGCUCCACCGCUCUCGAAGACGCAGCCAGCCUGGAAAUCCUCUUGAAAUCCCUCACAGUCGACGACCUACAUUCCGGCCUCGUCGCAAAACGUCUCAAACUCUGGCAAGCCCUUCGCAUCCCUCGAGACGUCACAACGCAAGUCGUGAGUAAAGGCAUGCUCGUGCCUCAACCUGCGAGUAAUUUCGCGAAAGAGGU
Pseudocercospora fijiensis CIRAD86 is the source of this 1184-nucleotide messenger RNA. RefSeq lists its product as uncharacterized. The annotation marks the transcript as partial. Lineage: Eukaryota; Fungi; Ascomycota; Dothideomycetes; Mycosphaerellales; Mycosphaerellaceae. The transcript has a single exon. Gene Ontology annotation, molecular function: monooxygenase activity; FAD binding. The record is from RefSeq and is a predicted model, not a curated record.